AUGCCUUCAUUAUGGGCCGAAGUCAUUUCGCCAAAAAUCAAAACAUUACUAGGUAAAAAGAUGGAUAAUGAUAUUUAUAAUAAACAAAAUCAACAAUUACACCCUCAAGAUAUUUUAAAAAAUCAGGCUGAAAAAUGGCAAAUUUCUCUUACAAGUGAGCAGUUUGCUCGUAAACUUGAUGAAACUGAUCCACUACAACAUACACGAAAUGAAUUUUACGUUCCAAAAAUUGGUACUUUACCACAUGGUGAAUUUAUAGAUGCAGCUGAUAAAUCACAUACAGAUCCUGAUAAGGAUUGUAUUUAUUUUUGUGGACAUUCAUUAGGUUUACAACCAAAACGAGUACGAAAAUCAAUCGAUAAUUGGUUAAAAGAUUGGGCAGAAUUAGGAGUUCGGGGACAUGUUCAUGGUACAAAUCCAUUUGCAAAAUGUGAUUAUCCAUGUAUACCUGCAUUAAAAACACUUCUUGGUGCUACAGAUAAUGAAGUAGCCGUAAUGAAUCAACUUUCAAGUAAUAUUCAUUUUAUGAUGAUUUCAUUUUAUCGACCAACGAAAGAACGUUUUAAAAUUCUUUAUGAAGAUCGAGCAUUUCCUAGUGAUGAUUAUGCUAUUCAUUCACAAAUUCGAUUCCAUGGAUACGAUCCAACAGAAGCAGCAGUAUUACUGAAACCACGAGAAAAUGAAACUUAUAUUAGAACUGAAGAUAUACUUGAAUUACUUAAAGAACAAGGUCAAUCUAUUGCUCUUGUAUUACUUAGUGGUAUACAAUUUUAUACUGGACAAUUCUUCGAUAUAAAAACAAUUACUCAUGCUGCUCAGCAACAGGGAUGUGUUGCUGGUUGGGAUUUAGCACAUGCUGUUGGUAAUGUUCCAUUGCAAUUACAUGAUUGGAACGUCGAUUUUGCUGUUUUUUGUUCAUAUAAAUAUUUAAAUUCAGGUGCUGGAUGUGUUGGUGGUAUAUUUGUUCAUUCAAAUCAUUUUGAUAAACAAUAUCCACACUUAGAUGGUUGGUGGGGUAAUCGUUAUGAAACACGAUUUGAAAUGAGACCAGAAAUGGAUCGAGAUACUGGUGCAAAUGGUUUUCGAGUCAGUAAUCCAUCUAUUCAUCAAUGUGCAGUAUUCGCAGCAAGUCUUGAAAUUUUUGAAGAAGUCGGUAUAGAUAAAUUGAGAGCAAAAUCAAAAUUACUCACUCAAUAUUUGCAAUAUUUAAUUGAAAAUGAAAUAAAUCAGUCAUCUAAUAAUUUAAAGAUACAAUUUAUAACACCAUCUGAUCCUGAACAAAGAGGUGCACAACUUUCACUGCGUAUUAGUGGUGUUGAUGGUAAAAAAUUAUUUAAUGAACUUGAACGAUCUGGUGUUUGUUCAGAUCUUCGUGCUGAUGUUAUUCGUAUUGCACCUAUACCACUUUAUAAUACAUUUAUGGAUGUUUAUCAAUUUGUGUCAUUAUUAAAAACAAUUAAAAUUUAA
Molecule: messenger RNA, 1467 nt
Organism: Adineta steineri
Lineage: Eukaryota; Metazoa; Rotifera; Eurotatoria; Adinetida; Adinetidae
Source: the annotation of a GenBank genome assembly